Penicillium cataractarum is the source of this 504-nucleotide messenger RNA. RefSeq lists its product as uncharacterized. The transcript has 3 exons. NCBI's taxonomy places the organism in Eukaryota, Fungi, Ascomycota, Eurotiomycetes, Eurotiales, Aspergillaceae. The record is from RefSeq and is a predicted model, not a curated record. The coding region runs from base 1 to 504 and encodes 167 amino acids.
AUGGCCUUACACGCCCGGCUUGCGCGCAAAUGGCUAGACCAGUUCUAUGCCGUUCCUGCUUUCAAUAUUGAGCCCCCGAAUCCAGAAUCAACGGCGUCAUGCCAGCUCAUGCUACGAUGGCCCAAGUUGGCUCCAGAUCAGUGUAGCACUGCGAAUCGAAAACGCGAAAGCGUGACGACCUUGACAACAAUGAGAUGGCUGGAUAUGCCGAGGAUUGAGAUAUCCGCGCAGCUCGCUUAUGCUGCCGAGCACGAUGACCCUGAUCUCAAGGAAGACGACACAUGGCUCUUGAUCACUUGGAUAAUGAACACCGAGUCAGGUAUACUCGGCAAAAUCCAAAAUUUUCUCAGCUCUUAUGGACUCAAUAUGUCCUACUGGCCCAAGAAGGGAGCCGAGUCCGCUGCAGCCCUAAGUUCUUCUGUGACUGCACCGAAUACCACAACCCUGAAGAAAAAGGCCUCGAAACAGAAGCACAAUAAUGUUGCAUCCUCCUCAGCACAUUAA